CGAGCCUGCUGCAGGACCCCAUGGUGUUCGUUUCUGGGGGCCACAUCACAUUCAGUCUGUGUGGAUGGCAUCCCCUCAGUUGUGUGGUGCAUGGUCUGUACAGCCAGUGGUGGGGAAUUAAGGAAGAUAAUACAUUUAAAGCACUUUUCUCAGUGUUUGGAAGAUAGUAAAUCCAUAAUGUUAGCUAGUUAUUAUUCAUAUCUUCACUAUAUAAAUACUUUUGUUCUUACUGUUGCUCUCCUUGUUUUAACAGAUGAAGAAAUUGGUACCUAAACUUUGGUUGACUCCAAACUCUUUUCUCUCUUACGACUUUAUGUUUCACUUGACAGCUAUAUUUACUCAUAGUAUAUGAUAUUAGUGGUCAUUAUAACAGCCUCUUUGAGUCUCUGCUGACUGAAUAAAGGUGAAACCUAGCUGCCUGCCCUUUACUGUAAUGGAACUUAAGUUAGCAAUUGGACUGCUAUUAGUUUUGAUGUGUUGGUGGUUGUUUUUUUUUUUUCAUCUUAUUUAGCUCAUAUGUAAAUGUUCAAGAAAUAAAACUGGUAAUGGAAAUAAUUAAACUUAUUAAAGACAAAAGAAGAGAUGUUACUUUCCGAAACAUUGGCAUAAUAACCCAUUACAAAGCUCAGAAGACGAUGAUUCAGAAAGAUUUGGACAAAGAGUUUGACAGAAAAGGGCCAGCAGAAGUAGAUACUGUGGAUGCAUUCCAGGGUCGUCAGAAAGACUGUGUUAUUGUUACAUGUGUCAGAGCAAAUGCCAUGCAAGGCUCAAUCGGAUUUCUGGCAAGUUUGCAGAGAUUGAAUGUCACCAUUACACGAGCCAAGUACAGCCUCUUCAUCCUCGGACAUUUGAGGACCCUGAUGGAAAAUCAGCAUUGGAAUCAGCUGAUUCAGGAUGCUCAGAAGCGUGGUGCAAUUAUUAAGACCUGCGACAAAAACUAUAAACAUGAUGCACAGAAGAUUCUGAAACUGAAGCCUGUACUACAGAGAAGUCUGACUCACCCUCCGACCACAGCCCCAGAGGUGUCCAGACUCCAGGGCGGCUUGCCCAGCAACAAGCUCGACAGUGAAUUUGCCAAGACAUCUUUUGCUUCUUCACUGUACCACACACCCUCUGACUCAAAGGAAGCUACUGUUACUGCAAAGGACUCUGAAAGGCCUCCUGGGCAGGACUGGCUUCGGGACCCACGGCUGCUUAGGAGGAUGGGCAUGAUCCCUGAAGCCAAAGGGAAGUGCCUGAUGGAUCCACAGCCCCUGAGCCCCCAGCAUCCUGGAGCAACACCUCCCUUGGGAGAGCCAGGCUUCCCUGUAAGUCACCAGGAUCUGGGUAGCGUUGUGCAGCAGUCGACCACCAAAGGAGCCACUCCCAGCAACCACAGACCUCACGUGCCGUGUGAACCUCCAGCUGCUAGUGCUGAUGCUUCCACAAGAAAAAGAAAAUGUGACCAGGAAGAGGGGCUCAGCCACAGAAGAGAGACCAGGGCUUUCAGUGAAGGGAACCAGGAGAGGCAUAGCUCUGUGAGCCAUCAUACAAAGAGGAACUCUGCCUGGGACAAGGAUAAAGGAGGACAGUAGUUCAAAGAAAAGAAAGGUUUUAUAGUAAAGCCACAUGACCUAGACUGUCAGCCGCAAGCAUUAUUGCAAACUUAAGAUGACCAAGUAUUCAGAUAUGAUUAUUUUUUCCUUUCAAGAAGUUUGUGUGCUGUUGGAAAACAUGGAAAAUGUAUCCUAACACCUGAACCUCUUGGUCAUCUUUAGUACUUUUUGUUGGUUGCAGAGGCUUUCAGAGGGCAUUUGUGUAUCAGUAAUAAUGUCCUUGAAGUCAGAGACUUGAAGUGUUGACCUCUGGUUCCUCUAUAGGAAAGGUCAGACUGAAGUGAAUGUUGUAAAAGUUGAAAUGUAUAUUUGUAUAGCAAAUAACAAAAUCCUUUUAAAAUUUAA
Molecule: messenger RNA, 1940 nt
Organism: Ceratotherium simum simum (southern white rhinoceros)
Lineage: Eukaryota; Metazoa; Chordata; Mammalia; Perissodactyla; Rhinocerotidae
Source: RefSeq, a predicted model, not a curated record